Entamoeba nuttalli P19 is the source of this 311-nucleotide messenger RNA. RefSeq lists its product as hypothetical. The record is from RefSeq and is a predicted model, not a curated record. The annotation marks the transcript as partial. The transcript has a single exon. NCBI's taxonomy places the organism in Eukaryota, Evosea, Mastigamoebida, Endamoebidae.
UUACUGUUUCUUUAACAUAUACGAGGUAUUACAUAUCAUUGUCAUCAAAUAAUUAUAUUAUUAAAAAUAGUCGUGGAACAAAUACUCAUGCAGUUUUUACAUAUCCUUAUCAAUGGUUAAAAUAUGAUUCUUCAAAUCAAAUAUCUUUCAAUAUUUAUAGAAAGAAAGAACCGUAUCAAAAAAUUUCAUUUAAACUAACAAUAAAAUCAUCAAAUGAAGGAACGACAAUAAUUACAGAAGAAGAAAAUAGUAAUAAAACAAUUUCAACAGUUAUUAUUUCUUCAUCAAAACAAAUAACUGAACUAAGCUCU